Messenger RNA from Encephalitozoon cuniculi GB-M1, 7233 nucleotides. Its product is annotated as ubiquitin ligase. The record is from RefSeq and is marked provisional. The transcript has a single exon. Lineage: Eukaryota; Fungi; Microsporidia; Unikaryonidae. Gene Ontology annotation, molecular function: ubiquitin-protein transferase activity. The coding region runs from base 1 to 7233 and encodes 2410 amino acids.
AUGGAGGAGAGAUUCGAAUGGAGGUGGAUGGGGUCGCCCCUCGAGGAGCGGCUGCGCGAGUACAUCCAGGACAUUGUUGAGGAAGAGGAUCCUACAUGCAUUGCCAGGAAGGCCUCUGUUUACUUUGGGUCGUGGCCAUUCAAGGAUUUUUCUCUUAGGUGCUGGAAAGAGCUGAGCGAUAAGCUUCUUGGAGUCGCUUCCUCAAUUGAGAAGAAAUACUUUUCAGAAGGAAUACAGACGGGAAAGAUGUCUGCGAAGGACAAGAGCCUGUUAAUUGCAAUUUUCAAGCUUUUCCAGAGGAUAUUUGGAUACUCAAGGCAAAGGCAUCCUCUGGAUGUUUCUUCGCAGAUCAUGAGGUUUAUCUAUGCAAUGGAUCUGGAUGUUGUCAUUGAGGCAUACAAGAUGCUUGUGUUUUGCCUUAACUACUCGAUGGGGCUGGAUGAGUUUUCUGACGACCACGACAUCCUUUUCAGAUGCCUGGAGCUGGAUUCCGAGGACUUGAAUGGAGAGAAGGUUCUUAGUCUUUCGGAUAAAGCCUUUGUGGAGAUUCCUGAGAGCCUCGGAGAUGGUGAUGUGUUCAGCAUUCUUAAGAACAAUGUAAACGAGUAUGGAAAAGGAAAUCUUGUUUUUGAGCUCCGGCGAAGGAUGAGCCGCACAAACCAGGAUGAACUGAAUGUGCUGAAGAUCCUUGGAACAUGCGUGUUUCUGAUACUUGCAAAGGGGGAAGGAGCCUUUGAUGUGAUCAUUGGAAAGGUCGAUGCUCUGGAGAUUUGGAGACUUACAGGCCAGGAAUUAUCUGAAAACAUGGAGUUCGCAAUUAUGAAUCUGCUGGACAUAUUGAUCUACGACGAUUUUGACUUUUCGAAGAUCUCCCGGAUUCUCGAGCUGAACAACAACAGCGGGUUUUUCUACAGAAGAUUUGCAAGUGGACUUGAUGCGUGGACCUUUGAAAGACACAUGGUGUUCCUUGUUUACAGCACGCUUGUGGAGAGUCAGAAGUCGAAGUACCUCAAGACGGGCGUGGUCAUGGAUUCACUGUCAAGAUUCUAUGAGUAUUCGCCGGACGUCCGAUACCAUCUCCUCCGCGCAAUCAAGAUGCAUUGCAGAGAAACAAGUACAAGGGGCAUUGGCGAGUUUAUUUCUAGGAACGGCGUGAGGAUUUUGACGGAAUACCUGAGCCAUGCAGAAAAAUAUGAUCUGGACGAAAACAUCAACCUCAAAUACUCGUUCAAGAUAUUGAGUGAGAUCUACAUGGAUGGAAGAAACAGGAUGGAUGUGGGGAGCUUUGAAGACAGCUUCUUCCUCGAUGUGGUUGUUGCAACGAUCAAGAAGCUUUGUCUCCUGGACACCCGUCUUGUAUCUCUUUGCAUAGGAAUACUCUCUUCCUUCAUGUUUGACGAGCCGCUGAACCUGCCGAUCUUCAUGGAAAAGGGUGCGGAAGUUGUGCUGGAGACACAGACGUCUGUUGAGCCCACAGUGGAGUAUAUAUCUGCAUUCAUUUCGUAUAUCGAUGCGUUCUCCUUGAAUUUCAAGUUCCAGAAGGAGAUAGCCGAUGGAGGGUAUCUUUUCAAGCUGCUGGUGCUCUGCAGAGAGGGCGAGUUUCUGGGCUCGAUGAGCAGUACCAGCAGAAUGGUGUCCUUGCUGAAUGUGCUUAUAAUGCACCAUCCUGUGUUCAAGCAGGAUAUCCUGAGGUUCUAUGGAUUUACCAUCGAGUACUUCAAAAAGGUCUUUGAGGCUGAGUCGGGCAGGCCUCUUGCAGAAAAGGAGCACUGUAUCGAGGUCUUUGGCAACUUCUUCAAUCUUGUUGAAAGGAUGGAGGUCUAUCCGGAGAAGAGGGAUGUCGAUGUGUUCUUUGACAGUGUGUUUGACCUUGUUGUCAAUCCAAGAUACUCCUGCAACAUGCAGAACUUCUUCAAGGGAUCCUUUGGCGAGGUCUAUCGAGCUGUUUAUAGAGAAGCCAAUGGCUCUCUGAACAAACCCAUUGAACAGCUGAUUCUUGACACAAGAAGGAUAGUGGAGCUGGGAGGUGGAGUGUCUGGGGAGCAUGAUGCAGAUCAUUCGUGGGAAAAGGUCCUGGAUAUGGAGAACGGGGAGGGGAUUGCCAGCUUAGUGUUUUCCUAUGACAACCAAAUUGCUCUGGCCUGCAUUUUGUGCGAGGACUUUAUGGAGCUGGUGAAUGAUGAAGUAAAGUCUCGGAUGUUUAAGGCGAUGGGCGACUUAUAUCUCAUGCUUGUCCGACUGCGCGGGGCCUUUCUCUCGAUCUGCGAUCUUGAAGAGCAUAGAUUUCUGUCCACCUACAGAUCGAUAAGAAACAAGCUCGAAGAAAGUACAGCAAAGAAAGACAUCAAGCUUUAUAUCCUGCAAUCUGUGUAUUUCUGCAGCCUGUUUCUACUCCAGAAGAUGUAUCCUGUGGCGAUCAAGACCUCAUUCAGGGACACUCUUGAAUUUAUUGAAAGACUGGUAGACAUAAUCGUUCGGGAAGGAGGCGAUUCUGUAGUCUUGGGAUUAAGACUUAUGGAGAGGCUGAGCAUGAGCUUCAAGGAGGAGCAUUAUAGAGUGAUGUCCCGGGAGGAAUUUACAAGGAGUCUACUUGGACCUCAUCCCAGAAGCGACAGAUUUGUGAGUGUUGUAAACUUCUUUGCAUCCCGACUACUGUUGAGAAUGAAUAUCAAUUCUGAGCUGAGGUGCAUGUUCCUGGAGUACCUGAGAGGCGUUGAGGUUGAGGACUCCACGGAUAUUCGUGAGGUCGAGUUGGGUAACACAGCAAUAGAGGCCGUUGGGAAGAUCUUUGGGGACUGCGAUGGAACCUUAGAGCCAUUACCAUACAGUGACAUGGAUAUGAUUUUGGACAUCUACGAAAAGUUCUAUGUAUCUCCCCUGUGCGAAAAGCUGAUGGUUAGGAGGGUAAUAAGAUCGUCGAGAUGUACCAUGAGGUUGAUCAGGAUCAGAGCAUUCUCGUCCUUCCAGUACUUUCUAAUGAAGGAUCCGAAUGUGUACGAUCAUGCAUGCUUCAUCACAAAUAAGUUUUUUGAGUACUCGGACGAGUUUAUUGACAUGGCUAGCAAUGUUCUUUUGUUUGCAACGGUUGGAAGAUGCCCUCACAAGAUCGAUAUCAAGGAGAUCGGAAGAAGGGUUUCUGGCCUUGUGACAUCGGACGUUUCGUCAUCGAAGGUGCUAUUUUUUUUAAUUAUGUACUUUCGCUUACUCCACUGCUUGGAGAUGCCAAAGCCGUGUUCGUUUGGGCUUAAAAAAUUGAUUCUGCGAGUAAAGACAUGCGACGAAAUGAUGCUCAUGAGAAUACUCCUCACCUAUGCAAUAAGGCCCGGGAUCGGCGAUAUUCUGGAGAGAAUUGACUUCCCAUCUCGGAGGAUCAAGGCGAAGGACUCGGGCUUCUUAAAAUCACAUGACUUCCUGAUAUACAGGGACUAUGGCGCAUUUGUUGAAAAGUGCUUGUUGAAGUCUGGACUUGUACCUGACGGUGCUAUCCACUUCAGACAUGGAUGCCACAGGAUCUGCUCUGCGGACAGAGAAGGAGGAUUUCAUGGGAGCUCGAAUGCAGAGUCUGGACAGGCCUUCAUCAGAAGGCUUGUUCUUCUGCUAGAUUCCCAGGAAUGCUUUAGUAUGGUGAUCCAGCUUCUCUGCGAGACAAUGCUCAAUCACCCAUUCCUGCUGCACGACGUAUGCAGAUACCAAGUUUUGGACGCUGUGUACGAGAGAUGCAUUAAGAAGAUGGACCUGUCCACGAAACACAAGGUAGUUGGGGAAUCGCACUGGGCUGUGAUGAUGCUUGUCGCAGGACUUUAUUCGGAAGUGUUUUUAUCUAAAUCUAAUGGCGGAACCAGAACAGAAAAUGCAGAGGACUCUCCAUCUCCAUGCAGGUUUCUUCUCGAAAAAAUUAGGGAUGGGUCGAGUGAAGACUUCCUGAACGUAUCAUUCAUACUUGUUAGAAGCCUAACGCCUAUGUUCGUUUUAAGGCAUGAAAACGAGGAGGAUACAACGAUGGAAAGGUUCCGGGAGAGCUCUGUCUUCAUGGGAUCUUUGGGGAUUUUCGAGGAAGUGAUUAGAAGGAUAAUAACGGUUGACGAAAAUGAUUCCAAGUACACCCUAUGCAUUCAAUACUCGUUGGAUUAUCUCAGCAGGGUUUUUAGGCAUUGCUAUGGAGACAUCCUCCAAGACCUGGAUGAUUACGGAGAUGAUGAAUCCCAUGAGAUUGAGUAUUACAGUCUUGCCUCUGAAUCCCAUGAGUUUGGUGGAAGCGCCUUUGAUUCCGACGAGAGCUACUUUGACGACUCGCCGUUUCAUGACAUUGAGGAUGAUGGGUUUAUGGAGUCUGAUGAGACAGGGAGUUCGGAGCAAUCAGAGAACAUGGUCCUUAUCAAAAGCAUUGAAAACGAUUAUGAGAUGCCAACAACAAUGUAUCUACUCAGCUCCGAAUACUACGCCAUUCCUGCGGAGGGCAGGGCAGAGGUUGAGGCCCUUAUCUGCAGAAGACUCUAUUCUGACUUGAUUGAUAAGGACACAAACUGCUAUGAAUGGCCUGCCAACGAUGUGCAGGGAAACAUGCUCUGCGAGCUGGAUAACCCAACUGUUCUCUGGAGGGAUCCUGAGAACUACUUCAACAAGAAGAGCGAAGAUAGGAGUUGUGUGGAGAGUCCAGGAAGAAAAGCAUGGGACUUUGGGCCAGCAAUGGAAGGGGGAGGCGAGGAGGACUCCGGGGCUGGUGUUGGCGGGCAGGGACCACCGAACAACGGAGACGUUGAAGAGGAGAAUGAGGACAUAGGAUCGUCUGAAUCUGAAGUUGGGUCGCUGAAUGGUGAAAUGCCACCCUUGGACCCCGAUGUUCUCAACAGCAUGGCUGCGGAGGAGCUGGAGGAUGCAUUAAAAGCCUACUUUGACGAAAGAAGGGCCUUGUCCCUGACCUAUGUACCUCUCCACAUAAGCUUUUAUGAUAGGCUCUCCCCUGAUGUGAGGCCUGUAUUCGAGGAAAUGGAAAGGAUGUACAGAGAAGGCUUUUUCUAUGACAUCAAGACCGAGUCCACCAAGGAGAGCGACGACGAGACAAUUGGAAUCAAGGAGAACUUUCUUGAGAUGGAUCUUUCGAUAUUCGGAGACUUCAUCAGGAAGUCGAUCACUGAGAAAGACUUUCCAUUUGCCAAGAGCUGGAAGUUGGUGGAUGCAUUAUCCAAAGACGCAAAGAUGAAGGGGGUUGUUUUUAAGGAGGCUGACUCGAUGAUUUCGUCGAUAGCAUCCUCCCAGCUAGGUAAUCUUAGCGCCCACGAUGCUGUGAAGUUCAGAAGAACCCUCUGUCUACUUCUUAGUGUUGUCAAAAGCUCUCUGAGAUACUACGACUACUUCCGAGAGAAUCCGGAGAUUAUAGACAGGAUCUUUAGCCUUCUUGGAAGGAUCAAGCUGACCAACGAUCUCCUAAGGUUGGUGACUGAUUUCAGCGUAGUCUUUAGAAAGGACAAGGACCUUGUUUUUGGCCGGAACAUUGAUCUGAAGAGCAUCCUUGACUGCUUUGGAAGAAUGGUGGACUCUGAACGCUUCAACCUCCUUGAAGAGUUCAUAGAGAGCACUGCCGAUCAUUUCCACACGAGGUUCCUAGAUGUCAUUUUGGCGGAGAUAAAAAAGCAGUUUUCUGCUCUUCACAAGGGGAUCGGCGCGGCAUUUCCCUCCGAUGGCUUUCUGGAGAGCCAGAAGAUAUUUCUGAGGCUUUGGAAGAUGCUGGGAAGGAUUACCGGGAGAGACGGGAAAUCUUCAGGGGAGGGGAACUCCUUGGUUAUGGAGUUAAUGAUGGACUCCUUUUGGCAUGUUUUCUUUGAGAACCAGAAAGGCAAGGAGUCUAUUGAGGAUCUGAUCAAUGUAUCUGAUAUUUACGAGGCCUUUUUCAUUGCCGGAAAGGUGUUUGAAAGCCGAUUCGAAAACGGGGGUGAAGACACGGAUGAGAAAGAGCAAUGCAGCGAGUUCAAGGCCUUCUAUAGAAAGACUAUAGAAGGACAAGCCAAGCAGAUCAACCUGCUUGUUGAUGAGAGGCCUGAAAAGCUCUUUAGGAACUUCAACGGGCUCGUAAACCGCUCGAUACUUACAUUCGGCAACAAGAAGAAGUACCUGUCCCGGAUGCUUUCUGUGGAAGGGGCGGACAAGUCCUCGUCCUUCUAUAGAGUGUAUGUGGACAGGAGCGACGUGCUCAGAAGCUCCUAUUUCCAGGUGAUGGCAAAGAGCCCCGAAGAGUUCAGGACAAGAAGACUAGAGAUCAAACUUACGGGAGAAGAAGGCCUGGACUAUGGAGGACUGACAAGGGAGUGGCUUGUUCUGCUAGCAAAGGAUCUGCUCGACCCAAACUUUGCCUUGUUUGAAUUUGCCACCGAGGACAAGACAACUGUUGUUCCCUGCAAGAACAGCUAUGUUAAUCCUGAGCACCUGUCAUACUUCAAGUUUGUUGGGCGAAUAAUAGCAAAGGCAAUAAUGGACGGAAACUUCAUCAAUCUGCACUUGUCGAAGUUUAUUUACCAGUAUAUCCUUGGAAAGAGCUGCGAUUUACAGGACCUUGAGUCUGCAGAUCCUGAGUUCCACAAGUCGCUUGUUUGGAUAAGAGACAACCCUGUUGACAAGUCCUUGGGAAUAACCUUCUCUUUCGAUGACGUGAGCUUCGGUGUCCACAGAACUGUCGAGCUGGUAGAGGGCGGUGCGCAUGUCUUUGUCGACGAUUCGAACAAGGCAGAGUAUGUAAAGCUGGCAACACAGUACAGGCUCUUCAAUGGAAUCGAGCUGCAGCUAUCUGCACUAAAGUCGGGCCUGUUUGAGAUACUGGGGAGCAAGGCUCUUGAGAUGUUUGACGAGAGCGAGCUGGAGCUUCUGAUCUGCGGAAUCCCAGACAUAGACGUUGACGACUGGAAAAACAACACCCUCUACUAUGGAUAUGCAGAGAACUCGAAAACAGUCAUCUGGUUUUGGAGGGCUGUCAAGAGCCUCGACUCUGUCUCUCGGGCAAAGCUUCUGCAGUUUGUGACAGGGACAUCCACUCUACCCUUUGAGGGCUUUUCGCACCUCCAGGGGAAUAACGAAGUACAGAAGUUCUCUAUCCACAAGGUCUCCGACAGGAUAGACAGCCUUCCUACAGCACACACCUGCUUCAAUCAACUUGUGCUUCCGGAAUACUCAUCAUACGAAAACCUCCUGAAAUACCUGACACUGGCUAUCAACGAAUGCUCCACGGGGUUUGGAUUCAUCUAA